Messenger RNA from Rotaria sp. Silwood2, 939 nucleotides. NCBI's taxonomy places the organism in Eukaryota, Metazoa, Rotifera, Eurotatoria, Philodinida, Philodinidae. The record is from the annotation of a GenBank genome assembly.
AUGCGAAGUAAAAUAAUAUUAAAUUUAAAUAUUAAACUUCUAUCAGGUUUAAUAAAUAUAUUGUUAAAUGGAUUAAUUAUUCGUUAUGUUAAUUUAAAUAUAAUUGGAAUAGCUAAUAUUCGUCUUAAAUUAUAUUAUAGAACAAUAUUAUUAUUUUCAAGAGAAUCUCUUCGUCGUACAAUACCCAAUAUUAAUAAUAUUCAUUCAAUAUAUCAUUAUAUUAAUUUAAUAUGGUUAAUUAUUCCUCUUGGAUUAUUUUUUAUGUCACUUUCUCUUUUAUUAAUAUUGUUUAUUGAAAAACUAAAUAAUGAAAAUUUCGGUCUAUAUUAUAACGAAUCUUGUUUUACUUAUUUUUUAUCGGCAUUCAUUGAAUUAUUAUCAGAACCAUUUUAUUUAUUAUCUAUAAUAACAGAAAAUGAUUAUAUUCAUAUUUAUAUUGAAUUUAUUGCGUCAAUUAUAGAAGAACGUUAUCGAUUAUUUAUAAUAUCAUCAUUUAACGAUUUAUUAAUAAAGUUUAUAUAUCCAUUUGUUGAUCAUAAACUUUUUAAUAAAACAAUCCCUAUUUUAAAACAAACUAUUUCAAUGAAAAUUUUAAGAGAAGCCGAUUUAUAUAUAAUAACAAUAUUUUCUUUAAUAUCAUAUGAAGAACAAGCUAUUUAUCAUAUGAUUUAUUUAUUUGAAUUUUUUUUUCCAAAUUUUAUUUUUUCAACAAUUCAACAAAUUUCUUUUUAUUACUUUCAACAAACAUUUUUAAGAACAAAUAUAAAUCGAUAUAUGAUUGUAAAUAGUGAAUAUAUUCAAGAUGAUCUUAUUUUAUUAAAACAAAAACAAAAACAAAAACAAGAUUAUGAUCAAUCAUAUUAUCGAUAUAAUCAACAACCAUCAACACCAAACGGUAUUUAUAUCAUAGGACUUUUUACUUAUUUAUUUAACAAUUAG